UGGCUCUUCUUCAUUAAAUAGCUUCAUGGCACCAAGAACAGCUUUGCCUUUUCUUGCCGGUCGUUUAAUUUACGUAGAUGAUCUAGCUAAGCUAGGUUAAUUCGUCAAAUUCCUCUUGCAUUUUCCUUUGAGAAUUGAGAUUCAGAUUAGAUUGCAGCGUUGGCCUGUUUGGAGACCGUACGUACCUGCUGCGUCCUUGUCAGGAGGGAGCAAUAACACGCAAUCGACAUGAACAAAACAGCCGGGGUGCUUUGCUUUUCGCGUUGUUCCAAGCUCUGGUAGGCGUCAUGGGGGAAGCGAAUGCUGAACCUACGAAUAGCAUCACCGUAGACGUGAGAGUGUACAUGCACUGCGACGCCUGCGAGAGAUUAGUACGCCGCACCAUCAAGAAGAUGGAUGGCGUCGAGACGGUGGAGGUGGACAGGGAGGAGAACAAGAUAACGGUAACAGGGGAUUUCAAAGCCCACAAGUUGCUGAAGAAGAUCAAGAAGAAGACCGGGAAGAAGGCGGAGAUAUUGGUCCCGGAACCUGAGGUAAAUGAGGAAGAACACCAGGAGGAAGCCGAGGAGGUUCAUGCUCCUUACAGCGAUCCGGUGCCGGACAUGGACCAUGUUCUAAAUAACGAGUUCCUGCGGCCGGCACGAUGGGACCAUCAUUACUUCGAUGACGAGAACACGGAAGCGUGUAGGAUAAUGUAGCCGUAGCGAUACUGUUAGGAGCGGUCCUUACUAACUAUGCAUUGGUUACUUAUAGCUUACACUUGUAAACAUAUCACAGCAGGCCUAUUAGCUCAGCUGGUUAGAGCGUCGUGCUAAUAACGCGAAGGUCACAGGUUCGAGACCUGUAUGGGCCAUUCUUUUUUCUGAAUUAGCUUUCCUGAAGGUCUGGAAUGUUGUUUUUUCUGCAAAUAAGCGGGUUCGAGACCUGUAUGAGCCAUUCUUUUUUCUGAA
This is a messenger RNA of Lolium perenne, 950 nucleotides long. RefSeq names its product heavy metal-associated isoprenylated plant protein 20. NCBI's taxonomy places the organism in Eukaryota, Viridiplantae, Streptophyta, Magnoliopsida, Poales, Poaceae. The record is from RefSeq and is a predicted model, not a curated record. Gene Ontology annotation, molecular function: metal ion binding.